Molecule: messenger RNA, 504 nt
Organism: Trichechus manatus latirostris (Florida manatee)
Lineage: Eukaryota; Metazoa; Chordata; Mammalia; Sirenia; Trichechidae
Gene: TMEM253
Product: transmembrane protein 253
Exons: 5
Coding region: 1-504 (167 amino acids)
Source: RefSeq, a predicted model, not a curated record
AUGGAAGAGAGAGCUCAUCAGCAAAAGCAGGAGAGAUCCAGCAUUCAUCUGGAAAAGCUACAGCACUGGGCGAGGCACAGGCAGAAUGGGCACCUCUUGGUGCUGGCGGUGAGCCAGCUAUGGCUGGCAAUGGCUGUGGUGCCCUUUGCUGCCUCUGUCGCCUGCCUGAACUCUGCUUGUCACAUGGCCACAGCGCUGCCCCUUGGGCCUGCAGCCUCGGGUCUCCUCUCUGGGACUGUCACCCUUGAGCUGCGCAGAGCACCCCGCCUCUGGAAGCUGGCUGGCUUGCUGGUGCUGGAGCUCAGCGCUGAGGCCUUCACCCUAGGAGGAGUCUUGCUCUCAGCAUAUGCCCUACUCCUGUUGAGCCAGAGGAAGCCAGGAUGCUGCAGGAGCCAGAGUCUGCACUAUGAAAAGCUGCAGGAGGGUCUCUCUGAGUUGGAGGAGGUUCCAGUUUUGGAGAAUGGUCCCACGGUGGCUAGUACAGCAAACGGAACAAAUAAGUGA